Adineta ricciae is the source of this 990-nucleotide messenger RNA. The record is from the annotation of a GenBank genome assembly. NCBI's taxonomy places the organism in Eukaryota, Metazoa, Rotifera, Eurotatoria, Adinetida, Adinetidae.
AUGUUAAAGCAUUAUCAAUAUAUUAUCUUAUUGUUGGUGCCAUUUCUUAUUGCUGGUGACAAAAAUGAUUGGUAUGAAAUGAACACUAUGUAUGGAUCAAUAACACUCAGUGAUAGUGGAUGGGCAAAGCCAGUUCAAGAAGAAAGAGAAAAAGCGGUUUUAUUCGAAGAGUUUCUGGACGAUACAAAUAAUAAAACAUAUAUUCAAAUUAUGUCUGGAAAAUAUGCUGGUUAUUAUCUUUCCGGAAGCAUCAUACGAGGUGUUGGUGCCUAUCAAGAAUGGGAACGUGCAUCUUAUUUUAAGUGGAAUGGUUGUUAUCUGGAAAAUCUAAGUCUUCUAAGACAAGGCCUACAAUUAACAUACGGACCAAAUGGAUAUUUUUAUUAUUCGAAGCAAUCUCCUCAAUAUCCAUUGAUAUGUGUAACAAAAAUAUAUCCAAAUCGAAACUCGACAAAAAAAUGCAAUCCAAAAGCAGUUCAAGGUAUGUGGAGAUAUUUAUUUACAAUUCCAGGAAAAACAUCAAGAACAUUGCGAUCUGGUACAACGAAGAAGUAUGCUGAAUCGAGAACAGACGAAUGGAGUAAACAAGUUACUCUUGCAGCUGCCGCUGGGUCAACAUUUCUAGGCUUCGCCGGAGGUGCAGUCGGAGUUAGUGGUACACUUCGACAUACAGUCACAGAUGCAUAUGGAAAGGAAUGGUCAACAAAUAUCGAAGAUUCGUGGACGGUGGAGUUCGGUGAAAAAGAUAGAGGAAAAGCUCUUUGGCAAUUUGUGUUUGUUAUCAAAGACGAUUGUGAUCAUGAAGAACAAGCACUCAUUAGAGAAUAUGCAUUGACACCCAAUCAAAGAAAUCCACCAUGUUGUUUACCUGGAUAUUCAAGUGAUGGUUUGAAUUAUGGUAGUUGUGAUACGGUAGAAGCCCUGAUUGAGAGAAAUAAUACACGUUGCGAUAUUUCGUAUGAACGUCAUCAGGUUUUUUUCACUGAUUAG